AACAACACUCCCACGUUUGAAACGUCAGCCUCUGCCUCCACGUCACUAUAUCCUCAUUUUUACUCACGAAAAAGCAACCAUCACUCACAAUCUCCUCCUCCCAAAGAAGAAUAAGAAGCGCAAGAAGGUUUCAGUGGACGUCUUGGUGAAUGCUGUUAAUCUUAGUUAGUGUCCAGUGAAGAAGACUUAAAGAAGUGCCAGUAUAGAAAGUUUCGGUGGCUUCCGGAGGAGAAACUUCUUAAGUUGGUAAUGGGAGCCUUCUAGUUACUAGUGAUGCCUACUUCCCAGUUCCCACGGCUCCGACAGUGUGACAGACUUGAUAAUCUGUGUUUGUCUACAUUGAAGAGGUCUCUUCUGCGAGCUUUUUAUGUUUUGGGCAAAAAACGAUGCAUAAGCACACCUGAUGGUUUGCUUGGUGGUGGAAAUCAUAAUCACGAUGUUACAAAGCUUUGUGAAAAAGACACUCUCUCACCAAUAGAAGAAAUACGAUCGUACCUGUUUCCGAAACUUCCCAUAUGCUAUCGGCAACAAGUUUUUGAGGAAAUUUUUAUUUCAAUGGCAUGUCCUGAAUUUGAUAAAAAUAAAAUUGUAACUGAAUUAGAAUUUAAAUUCAAAUCUUAUGAUGUAGUAGCAGGUACCAGUGACAUGAAUCAGAUAAUUCAAAAUUAUUUAAAAUGUUUACUGCUUGGGUAUGUGACCAAAUUAGAUUUCAGUGCUUUGUAUGCCAUGGAAAGUUGUUGGGUAGCUAGAUCCCGAAGAAUUUUGCACACAUGGAAUGAAGUCAAAGGAGAAGGCUCCAUGUGUGUCAAAAAAUUAGAAAAUGGUUGUAAUGAAAUUGGUUUGAGGAAUGUUAAAGCCAUGUGGAAGGAUCUGAUAUUUCAGCAUGGUAGAGCAGUCAGUGAUGGAGCAGUUGCCUCUGCUCCAUACUUUCGUGAGCUGGUUGACAUAAAUGUUGACCAUGUGGCAACCGGCCAGCUUGUGUGGUCGAUAGGCUGUAACUGCCCUUAUCUGGAAAAAUUAAGUUUGUACCUAGAUGCUACAGAUAGAAGUAGAUAUAGUAAACAUUUUGAAGAUGAGUUAGUGAGUGGUUUAACGGCUUUGUAUGGUCAUAAGAAAUUUACUCCAACCUCUUAUCGAGGACGACCAGUAGGUUGCCCCAAACUUCAGACUUUAAUUAUGCCUAAUUUGGAAAAUGUUGAAAAGCUAGAGAUCUGCUCAGCUAAGCUUUUGUGUUAUUUACCGAGCCUUCAAGAAAUUUACAAUUUAUGCACCGCAAGAACAUUUGAAGCCCUACUGAAUGAAAACGACUUUAAGCGAAAGCCUCUGUCCCUCAUCAACAUAGAUGAAUCGUAUCCAGAUGAGCCCACCACAGAGGACAUUUGUGAUCAUUACAAUGUGCAAGUUAAGUAUUUUUUUCCAAAUCUGACUACUGUAAAAAUGGUUCAGAGUAAGCACAGAAGCAGCCUCAGAAUAUUGUCCAAUUUUCCUAAAGUAAACAACUUGGAAGUUCUUUUGUCUGAUGUGGGUGAACUGGAGUUUGGCAUUAACUUUGGUCGAAUAACACAUUUUAAAAACAAUUGUAGGUGGGAUGAGAAGAGACUUGCUGGGUUCUGUCAACGAGCACCGAACCUUGAGCAACUGUCUUUUUCUUCAGGUUCUCUUCACAAACACAGGAAAUCUAGGGACAUCAUCUCUUUUCCAGCGUUGAAAUUAAUUACGUUGCAUAAUCUGGACUACAUCGACCCUGAGCCAUUCAUUUCAUUGAUUAAAGGAACUAAAGUUCUCACUCACAUAAUCAUAGAAGAUUUUGAUAAAGGAGAAUGUAGUCAUAAUCUGUUAACUGUUAUUAAUGAUAAAGUUAUUGCUGCUAUCAUAUCAUCACUGAAAAAGUUAGUUAAAUUUCAUGCAGGCUUGAGAGAUUACUGUGCAUGCUGCCAGUAUGCCAUGACUAUGAAAAGUGUUCAUCACUUUUUUAAUAACUGUCCAGACCUAGAAGAGAUUGGUAAUUUAUUUCACUGGGACAUUCCCCACCAUGAUGUAUUGGCUCUGAAGAAAGAGGCAAAGGAAAAGAACUGGGAUAUUAAAUUAUAUCCAUCUGACAGUUUCUGAUGCUUUUGAGUUGCAAAAUAUGUGAAAGGUUUAAUUAUCAUAGGAGUAUCGAAGAUUGCAAGCCAUUCGUUGUGAUUGUUGAUGAAAGGACAGGGAGAACCCUCGCUGAAGUUCCAUCACUUCAACUUAAAACAAGCUAGUGGUAGCAGGAAUGACAUUAGUACUUACAACGGAAGUUCAAAGUUGGGCUGUGCUGUAACCAUCAAGUGCAAAUCGGAAUAGUACUAACAUUCAUGUGUAGUGUGUGUAAAUGAUAGAAAAACAAAUCAUGAAAACAAUAUUAUCCAGAAUUUUCUGUAUUAUCUCAGGUACACCAUGUGACCUGAUGAGCUGUUGGAGUGUGAGCAGGGUAAUAUUUUGUGAAGGGAUUCAGGGAAACCGGUUAGCCGGACUUGAGUCCUGGAAAUGGGAAGUACAAUGCCUGCACUUUAAAGCUGAGGGGUUUGGGAUAUUGGCUGUUUGGUAGGACUUCUGAACUGUCGUAUCUGAGCGCCUCUGCGAAGACAGUGAUUAUGUAUGAGUGAGGUGAAAGUGUUGAAUGAUAAUGAAAGCAUUUUCUUUUUGGGGAUUUUCUUUCUUUUUGGAUCACACCCUGCCUCGGUGGGAGACAACCGACAGGUUAAAAAAAAAAAAAAUCAUGGGCACCUUCGUAAAUAGAAAAAACAAACAUACAUACACAUAUAUAUCUUUCUUUCUUUCUUUCAACACACCGGCCGCAUCCCACCGAGGCGGGGUGGCCCAAAUGGAAAAACGAAAGUUUCUCCUUUUACAUUUAGUAAUAUAUACAGGAGAAGAGGUUAGUAGCCCCUUGCUCCUGGCAUUUUAGUCGCCUCUUACAACACGCAUGUCUUACGGAGGAAGAAUUCUGUUCCACUUCCCCAUGGAGGUAAGAGGAAACAAACAAGAACAAGAAUAGAAAGAAAAUAGAAGAAAACCCAGAGGGGUGUGUAUAUAUAUGCUUGUACAUGCAUGUGUAGUGUGACCUAAGUGUAAGUAGAAGUAGCAAGAUGUACCUGAAAUCUUGCAUGUGUAUGAGACAGAAUAAAAAGACACCAGCAAUCCUACCAUCAUGUAAAACAAUUACAGGCUUUCGUUUUACACUCGCUUGGCAGGAUGGUAGUACCUCCCUGGAUGAAUGGUAUUUAGGACCUGACGAUCUGUUGAGUGUGAGCAGGGUAAUAUUUAGUGAAGGGAUUCAGGGAAACCAGUUAUUUUUAUAUCUUGAGUCCUGGAAAUGGGAAGUACAAUGCCUGCACUCUAAAGGAGGGGUUUGGGAUAUUAGCAGUUUGGAGGGAUAUGUUGUGUAUCUUUAUACGUAUAUGCUUCUAAACUGUUGUGUUCUGAGCACCUCUGCGAAAACAGUGAUUAUGUGUGAGUGAGGUGAAAGUGUUGAAUGAUGAUGAAAGUAUUUUCUUUUUUGGGGAUUUUCUUUCUUUUUGGGUCACCCUGCCUCGGUGGGAGACGGCCGAUUUGUUGGAAAAAAAAAAUAUAUAAAUAAAAUAAUAUUUUUGUAUGCAUCUUUUGCACAGCUGUUUUUUUUUUAAAUUCCUUUUAAAUAAAAUGAGCGAAUAAAUAUGUACAGUAUGUAUGUUGCUGAGUCACGGCUCUUGUAUGUAUGUUAUUUUUUUAUUAUAAGUGAUGCAGUAUAGCAGAUUUUGGUUACUUGCCAUGCAGAUUAUUAGUAGUAAUUUUUUACUUCUAUAUGAUUUAAAGAUAUUUUAUGUGGCAGCAAUUGCCAAGUUGUACUGUAGUAUUAGCUUUUUAUUGUACUGUGUUUUUUAAAGCAUUGAAUCUAGUUCUAAUAGAUUUGUCUUCAUUUUCAUUCGGGAAAAUUAUCAGCCCACAGAUGAGGCCUGGUUAUGGACUGCUCCAUGGGGGUGCUUGACCCCAAAACACUCUCCAAGUACAUAUACUCCAGGUAGAGGGGCCGUACAGCGUGUGGAGAAUAUUGCAAAAUAUCCUAGAAGUGUUCUAAUGAAUUAUGCAAUACUUUACAUGAUACAGACCUCAUAAAAGUUAUUUAUGAUUACUUACUAUAUGAGCUUGCUUUAUGUUUACAGAAAUUACAGUAUAAGUUUUAUUGGAUGUAAGCCUUCCAUACUAUAAACAUAUGAAAGGAAAUGCCAAAGUUGAAAAAAAAAAAUUAAUUUCAGUCGGUGCAUUUUCUCUGGCAGGUUUAGGUCUGAAGGUCACGCCUUUUGUAAUUACGUACAUAUUCUUGUAUGUGUUCUAAAAAAAGGGUUAAACCUGAAUGGACUUUUGUAUUUGAUUUUACAAUACAUUAUUAACAUUUGGUACAGUAGUUUCUUUACUAAAUACCUUGCCAAAAUAUGUACAAUGAACUAUUAAUUUCAUGGACUAAUAGGGAGUAGUGGGUGGUAUUUAAUGGCAGUUGCAGUGGAUAGAGAUGAGAUUGUUUUGCCCUGAUUGUCACAAUAACGGACAAUUCUGUAGCCAAUGGUCUCUGUCCCUUGUUUCUGAAUUGGUUAACCCAGAAAAUUUUGUUCUAUAUUUCAGUAGUUCAUUAAAUUGAAGGUUUACUGUACAGUACCUAACAGGAAUUAAAUUUGUAUUAUGAGACAACAAACUUGAAACAAAAACUCUGUGAUUAAGUUGCAUUGACACCAUUUUGCUCUGUGUAGAGCUUUAUUAAGUAUAAUUGAGUUGAUAAAGCUCUACACUGAGUGAAACACAGGCUCAAUGAAAGCUUGCUCUUCACCUGUCUUCUCCCUUCAUUAGUCAGCAGUAGAGUCUUUUUUCAAACUUGGUUAUGAAGCAAUACUCACUACAAGGUGUAUGAUGUGUCCCUCCUCACAUUGUGCUGCAGUACCUAUUAUAUGUUUGCUAUGCAGUUAUGAUUAUGCGCACGAUGCAACACUAAUAAGACAGUAGUGUAUGCAGAUAUGGUAUUUUAUUGAAAGGAAGCCCCUCAAAGGAGGUUCCUUGAUGCUGGUGAGGGGCUCUUGAUCUAGGGAAUUGGAUUUGUGUUCCCUGAAUUGAGCCUGAAUACCUUCCAUCAUCCCCCCCACUUGUGCUGUAUAAUCCUACAGGUUUAAUGCUCCCCCAAGAUUAUAAUAAUUAUAUGGAAUACUAAAAGGACGUUUUGUCCACCAAGGACUUUUAUCAAGUCUCAUUUUGGUGAGAACUGAAGAGGUUCCUGGUGGACAAAACAUUUUUUUCAAUAAACUGCAAAAUGUCUUAUUAACAAACAGUGGAACCUCGGUACUCAAACAGCUCCCUACUUGAACAAUUCAGUAUUCGAACGCUUUGUUCAGUAAAAAAUCGCUCGGCAGGCGAGCGUUUGCUCGGCACUUGACCAAAGAAACAUGACCUGCCAGAACUUUGCUGUAAACUAUUUCGAGUUUCUUUGCAUUUUUUGGUGUUUUUUUAUAUUACAUAUUUGCGUAAAUAAGUCACCAUGAGGCCUAUGAAAAUUAGUGAUAACAGCCAACGAAAGAGAAAACUGGUUGGGAAAAAUUUGUUUGGUACUCUAACAGAUCGGCACCUGAAGAGCCUUCUGGAACAAACUGAGUUUGAGUUCUGAGGUUCCACUGUACUUGUUGGUAUAUAAUACCAUUGAUAUACUGUACGUACAUUAUGCAACAAUAUAUGUUAUAUAAUUAAGCUUAUAAAUAACAAAAAAGGCACAAUACCGUGACUGGAACGAUACACAAAUAACCCGCACAUAAAAGAGAAGCUUACGACGACGACUUCGGUCCGACUUGGACCAUUGACAAAGUCACACUAACAGAGGUGGAGC
Messenger RNA from Cherax quadricarinatus, 5869 nucleotides. RefSeq lists its product as uncharacterized. The record is from RefSeq and is a predicted model, not a curated record. Lineage: Eukaryota; Metazoa; Arthropoda; Malacostraca; Decapoda; Parastacidae.